Messenger RNA from Hippocampus zosterae (dwarf seahorse), 1656 nucleotides. RefSeq names its product ubiquitin thioesterase OTUB1-like. The coding region runs from base 523 to 1323 and encodes 266 amino acids. Gene Ontology annotation, molecular function: ubiquitin binding; cysteine-type deubiquitinase activity. The record is from RefSeq and is a predicted model, not a curated record. Gene Ontology annotation, cellular component: nucleus. NCBI's taxonomy places the organism in Eukaryota, Metazoa, Chordata, Actinopteri, Syngnathiformes, Syngnathidae. Gene Ontology annotation, biological process: negative regulation of double-strand break repair; protein K48-linked deubiquitination. The transcript has 7 exons.
CACAAAUAUGUGCCGCAGCAAGAACCCCAGAUAGUACUGUACUUCAAAUUUUCUCCCCGAAGAAAAAUAUUUGAACACAAUUUGACUAAAACCGGUUUAUUUUGGACAUCCACACUGAAAAACAGUCAUUGUCUGCCGACGACCGUUUUCGUUGUCUUAAGCGUCCUUUAGUGGCGAUUUUGGGAACUGCAGAAAAUCUGACAACAGUUCAAAUGAGUUAUAAUUUAUAAAGGUGACAUCAAGGUUGAAUAAUCACAUUUAGCACAUUUGUGUCGUACCAUGUAACAACAGGUGACCGCGUUAUGUGCCUGUGUAUUUGUUUUUGUCCCAGUUAAAAAAAAUGGCCCUUUUAUUUGUGACGUCAUUACACUGACAGUUGCCUACUAUACGUUUUAUGUUGUGUAAACGAGUUUUUCUUGUACCGCGCCGUUCGACGUGCGUCACUGGUUUUGCACGUUUGUAAAUGAGCAAUAAAGUUAUGGGUGACAGAAAAAAAACAGGAAACUGAUCUGCACAGCUAAGAUGGCGGAGGAACAGCAAGAAGCAUCACAGGGGGAGAUGGAGGGAGUGAACUGCUUGGCGUAUGAUGAGGCCAUAAUUGCACAGCAGGACAGAAUUCAACAGGAGAUAGCCAACAGUAACCCGCUAGUGUCAGAAAGAAAGGAACUCUCUGUGCUGCAGAGGGAGUACUCGGAGGAAGACACCGUUUAUCAGCUCAAGAUCAAGGACUUGUACAAAAAAUAUUCAUACAUCCGCAAGACAAGACCGGACGGCAACUGUUUCUACAGAGCCUUUGGCUUUGCACAUCUCGAGUCUCUACUAGAUGACAGCAAAGAACUGCAGAAGUUCAAAGCGGUGGCAGCGAAAAGCAAACUGGACCUGGUGAACGAGGGAUUCACCGAAUUCACCAUUGAGGACUUCCAUCACACUUUCAUGGGCCUGAUCGAGCUGUGCGAGAAGCAGCCCAGCUUGAAGGAGCUGCUCAGAUCCUUUAACGACCAGAACGUGUCGGACUACGUGGUGGUGUAUUUGCGGCUGCUCACCUCGGGCUACCUGCAGCGGGAGCACGCUUUCUUCCAGCACUUCAUUGAGGGAGGACGCUCGGUCAAGGAGUUUUGCCAGCAGGAGGUGGAGCCCAUGUCGAAAGAAAGCGACCACAUUCACAUCAUCGCCUUAGCCCAGGCCCUGAACUUAUCCAUCCUUGUGGAGUACAUGGAUAGAGGCGAAGGCGGAACGGUUAAUCAUCACGUCUUCCCCGAAGGUGGUGACCCGCGCAUCUUCCUCCUCUACAGACCAGGCCAUUAUGACAUCCUGUACAAAUAAGCCCCCCCCCCCCCCCUUCUACCAGCUCCCUCCCUCCCUCCACAGCCACACGGAUGAAGCAGAAUGUCGCCCGGCAUGUGAGAUGACACUCAUGUGUCAUAAACAAAAAGUUCAAAGUACAGUACAUGGUACUCCACCCACCCAUCUGCCCCCCAGCCCCCAGUUAUCACCAAAUAUAUAAAAACAUGUUUGAGAAAAUAGAAGUGACUCCAGGCGUUUAGAGUUGUACAGGUUUCUUUUGUGGUUGUAAAUGUUAUUUACUUGCUUUGUUGGAUUCUUUUCCUUUGUUACACUGCAUUUCAUUUGAGUUUUAUUAAAGGGAUUUACAUCUUA